AUGCCUAAUUUUUAUCAAGGAACAGGCCUUCAAUUUGAGUUGAGUACUAAUAAUGAUAAAGAUAUCGAAGGCGAUGGAUUAUUAUGGACCUGUAAAAUGAUUCUGCCUUCCGUUGAAAGUUUGCCGGCAGCAAUACGUUUUUUCUUUAAUGGGGUAAAGUUGUGUUCUUUGUACUUGAGAAAAGCCAGAUUUUGUGAAAAAACUGAAUCUAGUAACAAAUCAGUUGACUGUUUCUGUUCUAAUGAAUCCAAUACUACAUUCUAUCUGAAUAUCACAUUGGGUCACCACCAUACUGGUAAUUGGUCAUGUGGUGACAUCAAUAAUGAUGGUGCCGUCAGUUCCGCUAUAUAUCUAACUGUUAAAAAUCGUCAGCCAUUCAUUGGUAAACCACAAAUCAUUAUAUCACCCAAUGGCGGUCACACACCAACUGGUACAGAAUCAUCAACAUGGAGAGUAGAAUCUACGUCUACAACAGCUCCAACGUUGUCAUCAACACAAGUUACCCAGUCCCCAGUUCCACCAUCACCAUCAUAUAACUAUUAUAUUUAUACAGGGGUUAUAAUUGGCGGAGUUCUAUGUCUAGCAAUACUUGGCAUAGUCAUCAUUGUAGUUAUCCGAAAGAGAAAAGUGGAAAUUAUUGAAAAUGAUUUAUAUCUUGGCAGUGAUAAUUAUUUUGUUCAAGAAAACUCACUGCCAAAAGAAACUAAAAAACCUAACACUACAGCGUGGAUAAAUAAAGCGAAACCUUACUUUGUGGAUCAAAUCGGAGACACUCUUCAAGGUGAUUUAGAUAUGAACAAUUUUACCAUAACUAAUUUAAAAUCUCCGGAAAACGAUAAUGACGCUGUUCACAAGAAAUAUUUACGGGAACAAAUAAAUUCAAUUGAAGUAAAUAAAAACCAUUUAGAAGAUAAAAUAAGUAAUGUGAAAAGAUUCUUCAAAAUUCAACUAAAUAAUAAAAAUUUUGUUAAUGAUACUAAACUACAACAAGAGGUAAAAAGAUUAAUAAGUUUUAUUCAAAAAGAAUUGGUCAACGUAGCGAAUAAAACUGAGUUACAAAAUUUAAUUUCAUUAAUAUCUAAAUUAGAGGAUAAGAUUGCAAAACAAAAAUUAGACAUAGAUAACAUUCCAGAUGAAAAUGAAGAUACGUUUCAACAGGAAUUAAAUGCUCUAGAAACUUAA
Molecule: messenger RNA, 1182 nt
Organism: Lottia gigantea (owl limpet)
Lineage: Eukaryota; Metazoa; Mollusca; Gastropoda; Lottiidae
Exons: 5
Coding region: 1-1182 (393 amino acids)
Source: RefSeq, a predicted model, not a curated record